Dendronephthya gigantea is the source of this 5327-nucleotide messenger RNA. RefSeq names its product armadillo repeat-containing protein 4-like. NCBI's taxonomy places the organism in Eukaryota, Metazoa, Cnidaria, Anthozoa, Malacalcyonacea, Nephtheidae. The transcript has 22 exons. Bases 3316 to 4962 code for a protein of 548 amino acids. Gene Ontology annotation, molecular function: protein binding. The record is from RefSeq and is a predicted model, not a curated record.
UAGCCAUGUCAUAUUCUUGAAAGUCCGUUCUUGUUUCGCGUGUCCAAAGAACCAGCGUUUUCGGUUACAAGAGUAAAUAUAUAUAUAUGUAUAUACGUUCAUUUUAUGUUUCCAAGAGGGGAGGCUAGUUGCUUUAUAAAUGCUUAGAGAUGGGCAAGUCGAACUGCGGCAGGGGUCAAUUUAAAUUUAGUUAUUUAGCGUAAUAUGCUCAAAUCAAUAGCACACUUCAGUUCAGUUGUUUUGCAUCAGCGCACUUCGGUUACAAUCUUGCAAAAAAUCAUGAUUCAUCAACAAACUAGUUUAAAAUAGAUGCAAUAGUAGAUACAGCUAUGUCAUGCUGUGGUGAUGAUUUUUUUCGCCUAGCGACAAGAUAAUGAUUAAAAAAUUGCUUCGUUGGCGGAUUUUCUAUUACGUUGGCGAAAUAACGCAGAUUUUUAUUACGUUGGCGAAAUAACGCAAUUCUUUGCUGAAUGCUCAAUGGACAAUACUAAACAAAAAAGUCUUGCGUAUCGCUGCCAAAUGUUGUAGUAAUGAUGUAUAUGAAAGCCUUUCAAUCAUUAUCUCCUUCAGCUUUUUAAUUAAUAAGACAAUUUUGUUUCUGAAUAUUUCACAGCCAUAGGCAGCGCUUUCGUUCUCGUGGAGCUCGCGCGUGUAUACACGACUUGUGUACACGCGCGAACCCCACGAGAACGCAAACGCGAUUUUACCACUAACUACUGGACUGCCUUAUUUCAUGUGACUGAUUUUGAAUAUAACCUUGAUUUCAAUAACUAUAAUCACUAGGAAUCAAUGAUAGUAAUUCUCGACUUCGUCUUGGGACAAGUGUAAAAAGUGUGUAAAUUCCGAUUUGACAAUAAUAAAUUUUGACAUUCCAUUUAUUUGUGGCGACACUUUUAUAAUCAAAUUUGCCACUGUCACCAUGACGUGUACAACACCGCACCAUUUCGAGCAUCAAUAUGAUACUAAAUGCAAUAAUUUAAUCCUGAGAUUAGGUUAGGAUUAGUGUCUGAUUUAGGAUCACAGUUAACCAUAAUCAACCGUGACCCUAAUCUAAGACCAAUCCUAAAUUAAUCUCAAGUAUUCAAUUCGUGUUUUUACCGAUGAUGGAAUUAUUACCAAUACCUUCGUCUUACUAAAUUCCGCCAUCAUGACGAGCAUCCUCGUCAUUAUAACACGAAUAGACACUUCCUGAAUUUGCUGCAUGGAGUUAACACAGAACAAUACCUUGGAAACGAGGCGAACAAUGUAAUCUUUUGUUUGUGGGAUGGUUUUUAUUGUCCUAGAAGAAAUUCGGGAGGUGUCUAUAUAACAAACAAUCACAAUGUUACAAACGCCUUUUAUUCAUAAACACACCUUUUAUAGCACCAUAAAAAUACUGCAUGUCAUUACAGAAAAAAAACCACGAUGAUCACAAUCACCACUAAUUUCACAAGUCCACAGUUUUGCCGAUAUUCAAAUAAAUGAAGCGAUUCACGGGGCUCACUCAUUAAUGUUUCGAAAUGUGAGAAAAUAACACUAAAAAAUUAAAUUGUUUGUGUUGCAAUAUUCCGCCUCUUUGCUUUCCCAGAUUUUAAUUACACACAUUCAUGAUGCUUUCAUUCUAUGCAGACAAAGAAUAAGCUUCAUAAAGCGCUUGUAGAUUCAGCUGCGGCGACCACAAUGAGAAAAUAUUUUUUCCUUAAUACGUCUGCAUAGCAUCUUCUUUCAUGCUUUUAAAAGUAAACCCCUCCUGUCAUAUAGUGGAAGAUUAAUUUAGAAAUUUUAAAACAAGUAAAAGAUGAGCUUAAACGCACAUAAUUUUAAGACAAUUCAAUGAAUCAAAUUAGAAAUGGGUUUAUAUUAAGUGCGGCUGAGUAAAUUAUUUGUACGUUCAGGCAUGAUAGAUUACUGUCGCUCACAUUGAUUUAUUCUGGUCUGAGGCUUCUUAUAGGCCAUUUUAAAUGCAUGUAAACGCAUUAGUUUAUCCAUUCUCGUGUUCGUCUUAACGCACUGAAAGAAAAAUUUGUUUGGAAACAGCGUCAUCAUGAAAAGUGCGUUUGUCUAAUUUGAAAUUAAAGCACGUUUUCGGCUGCAACAGGAGGAAUUAGACGCGAAACGUUUAGACGAUGUACGUCAAACUGAGUAGGACUAUAUUUAAAAACAUGUUGCAAACAGUUCUUACGUCUCAACAAAAAUUACUUACAAUUACUUAAACAAAUUCUCUCGAAAAACCUAUCACACGUUUACAGUCACAAGCAAGAUUUAAAUGUUUUAAAGACCUUAAAUACCAGAAUUCACAGUCAACUUGCAAUUGAUAUUUCAAAAUUAAUACUAAAAAUAUUUCAAUUCUGCUAUUUCAACAGUUUUCAUUGCCCAAUUUUAAUAAAACUUUGCUAGCAUACGUUCAUUUAUGAUAAUUGCGUUUUGUCUCUAGAGCACAUAUUUAAUUAAAAUUCGCCAUUUUCUGUUUGCAGUCACAACUGUCGUCAUCAACUCCGUCAACAACUGCUUGCCGCUAAAAUUAGUCGGCCUGUGAGUCCUCAAAAUGGAAAGACAACACGCCAGAGAAGCGGUCAGACUUCUAAGGGAAAAGAAGGUGGAAGGCGUCGAAAAUCUUCAAAAGAGUGACUCGGAACUUGUUAAAAUCGCCACGGAUAUCGCGUUAGGAUUACAAAGUGGGAAGAUGCCUGAAUGCUAUAAGCUGAUUGAGAAGGAUCUUACCGCCUAUACUGAAGAGCUAAACGGGAAAAGUAAUCUCGGAUCUUCUUCACCAGAGAUAUUUACACAACGUUUGCAUGAGCAAGAUAACUUAGUUGAGGAAGAAAUUAUUGAAUUAACAAGCUCCAGUGAUGAAAAAAGAUCACCGACGGAGUUGAAAAAGAAAAUAUUAUCUGUUGGAACACUCAUCAACUCACUUCCUUCAAAAAACCUUCGUACAACCGCAAGAUCUCCUUCACUUAAUCUAAAACUACCCUUGAUUACAGACAGUUUCAGACGUUCAUCCUCCUUUGCUGCGAUCAAUAGAAACGUUAAAGAACGAUCAGUACGCCAAAGCAAACUUCCAUCGACUGCAAUAGGGCUGCGCUCAGAAAGAGUUAGAAUGGGAGUCGACAGGAACAGGAAAAAGUGCUUUGAAGAUCUGCAAAACCUUGGAAUGGAGAAGUUGAAGAUUUCUUCAGCUUACUGGGAAACCCCUUUUGAUCCACUCAGAGAGCGCGUUCUCACUGAUGAAAAGUUUUUUACGAUCACACGGCAGAAUCUGAAAAUGAGCAGGAUAUAUCUUUAAGCAAGAAAGAAGUUCUUGUACAUACAGACUAUUGGGAAAUAAGAAAAAUUAUGCGUUUUGUUAGGAUCGGUAACCCGACAGCUACAGUCCUGGCACUUUGUGCUCUCAAGGAUCUUGAUAUACAAAAACCUUCAUUUAGUGAAAUAAUUCGUCAUCUUCACGGCAUCACUUUAUUCCUUAAUAUCCUCGAUACUGAUAACCGUCGAUGCAGGGUCGCUGCAUUAAAGGUCCUUUUGUAUUUGUCAAGUUCCCCAAAAACAUCCAACAUCAUUUUAAGGAGAAACGGCAUUCAACAGCUUGUGUCAGUUCUCAGCGAGGAUGACAAAGUUAUUGUGUCUUUGGCGUGUGAUGUUCUCUCGUCUCUGGCCAAACACAGGAACGUUCGUGCGGCUGCAAAUAAAAUAAACAUUAUAGAGAAGCUGAUGUCGGUAUUUAAAGUUUGUGUACCGAAGUUCAACUUGGUGCAAGAUGAUAGGCUGGAAUUAUUUCGCAGUGUUUGUAAUGCUCUGUGGAGUUGUUGCCUCUCGAUCAGAGAUAAAGAUGUCAAGAUUAUAUCAGAAUCAUUGAAUGUCUUUUCCCGUUUGGUGGAAACCCAAGAUGAGGAACUCGUAGUACCUUUGCUAGGAAUUGUUGAAGAGUGUGCAAGUGUGGAAUACUUUCGUAUUGAAUUGGAAAAAGAAAAUUUUAUAGAGAAAGUGAUAGCGAAAAUAGAGGGAAGUGAACGAACUGAAGUCCUUUCUAUCAAGAUUCUUUUCAAGUGUGCUGGUGAUGAGAGGACGCAGAGGACAUUGUUGAAAGCAAACAACGUACAACGAAUAGUGAAGCUUUUUAAACAACAUUGUCAAAGAAAUAACGAGGAAAUGUUAACUUUACUUCCUGGUAUAAUCUGGAGGUGUUCUUUGAAUAAGGAAUACAGGGAAAAGUUUGAAGCUCACGAAAUUUUCCCUCUCGUUUCAAAUAUACUCCAGUCUGAUAAAAACACACAGGUUAAAGGUUCUGCACUAGGUUUGUUAGCAGAACUGCUAUGGAAUGAUGCUUACCUGGAGGCCAUCAGCAAUCAUGAAGUUAUAAACCUUCUGAUCGGUUUCAUGUCGCUAACGGAACCCGCGAUGUUGUUGUACGGCGCACGUUCGCUUGGAGUAUGCGCUCGUAAUAAUGCUCUGAGAAGAAAAAUCUUACAACUUGAUGGUCUACGGUUACUGUGGUCUUUGUUAAAGAAUCCCGACCAGGAGAUUGUUGCAAGUAGCGCCGCAGCCUUGGCGUCUGUUUGUGUGGAACCUGAGGAGUCAGCGAAUGCUGUACGCUCAAUUGUCGGAGGAAUAGAACUUCUUAUGUCGUUAUUAUCCGCUACGGAACUGAAAAGAUACAAAGUUUUGAUAUGUCUGUGUGAAGCUGCAGUGAGCAUCGCAAAAGACGCGGAGAAUCGUUCCAUCUUGGUAGAUUAUGAUUUAAUUCCAGUCCUUCUUAGAUUACGUGAAUCGAAAAGCAAGAUAUUAAGAUACUUCGUUACAAGUCUUAUUUCAAGGUGCUGUGAAUCCUCACGAGAGCGAAAUGUUCUCUCACAAUGUAUACCAUACUUGAUCGAGGGGCUUGGAGACGACUUUGAUGAGCACGUCCACUGUGUGUCCAUCUCAGCAUUAAACAAACUCUCACAUGACUUUGAGAACUAUCCUGAUGAAUCUGCUGGCAUCAAGUAACGAAAAGAUACAAGACGCUGCCGCUGAAUGUUUGUCUAAUGUGAGAAAGUCCAUUGUGCACAUGUCACGCGGUGAGCAUUGAUUAUUACGUAGAGAGUAGACCGCAUUUUUGGCAUAGAUUUCUGCAUGUGAAGCCAGAUUACUAAUUUUAGCUUAGCAAUCUGGCUAAAUGAAAUCUUCAAAGUUCAAACAGUGUUCGCAUACAUACGUUAAACUAUAUUCCAGUCAAUUUAAACAAGACCAGCAGAUUGCUGUAAAUAUGAUCAUUUAUAAAAUACAGUAUGUACAUAAAUUUGUAUCAUAAAAGUUGAUCCUGUAACGACAAAAAGCAGUGAAUUUUAAUAUAAAAUUCAGUUAAAUAUACC